Acanthaster planci (crown-of-thorns starfish) is the source of this 2738-nucleotide messenger RNA. It is a transcript of the gene uckl1, whose product is annotated as uridine-cytidine kinase 1 like 1. Gene Ontology annotation, molecular function: ATP binding; kinase activity. Lineage: Eukaryota; Metazoa; Echinodermata; Asteroidea; Valvatida; Acanthasteridae. The record is from RefSeq and is a predicted model, not a curated record.
CAUUAAAAGCAUUUGUAAACGCUCAACAAAAUAGCUAGUUUUCCUUGAAAAAAAUUAAAAUAUUGCAGCCAUAAUUAGACGUAAGUUAUGGAUUCUUUCAAAAAUUCUCUACGGUAUUUCACUACAAUGUAGGGGGUUCUCGAUAGUGGUAGAUUCCGAAAUCAUGGCGGAUAUAAAUUCUAUCGGCGAUGCAUACGCAUGGUGGUGCCGGACCAGCAGGUGGGGAAAGUGUUCAUAAGCACACGUACUCGUCAACGAUCAACGCGGGAUGGAAAGGCCGCGAUCCGGUAGUUCACAGAGCAGUGCCAGCAGCAAUGACGACACUUUUGACAGUAGCAUAGGCUCCAUCCCUAGUUCACCAUCCAAGACACGCCAGCGAACGACGUCAACAGGUACCAUGCCGUCAAACGUCCUGAAAACCACAAAGAAUCGGACGAUCUACACCGCCGGUCGGCCACCGUGGUACGACUCACACGGCGAUUUGAAAGAAGCAUUUGUCAUCGGCUUGUGUGGUGGUAGUGCCUCUGGUAAGACCACCGUAGCUAACCGGAUCAUUGAGGCACUAGAUGUAUCCUGGGUCAGCCUGCUAUCUCUGGAUUCAUUCUAUAAGGUAUUGAAUGAAGAACAACAUCAGAGAGCAGCUGAAAAUGAGUACAAUUUCGAUCACCCAGAUGCCUUCGACUACGACCUGGUCAUACAGACACUCAAGAAUUUGAAGGAAGGAAAGUGCGUUGAGGUUCCAAUUUAUGACUUCACAACUCACGCAAGGAGAAAGGAAAAGAAAGCCAUCUAUGGAGCCAAUGUCAUCAUUUUUGAGGGCAUUUUGUCGUUUGCAAAGAAAGAGCUCGUAGAUCUCAUGGACUUGCGGAUAUUCGUGGACACAGACUCAGAUAUCCGACUGGCAAGGCGGCUACGACGUGACAUCUCCGAAAGAGGGCGCGAGAUCGAGGGCGUCCUGAAACAGUAUAAUAAAUUUGUCAAGCCGUCGUUUGAGCAGUUCAUCGAACCAGCGAUCCAACAUGCGGACAUUGUUGUACCAAGGGGUGCGGAGAAUGAUGUUGCAAUGGAGUUGAUUGUUCAACAUGUACAUGAUCAGCUUGAAAAGAGAGGCUUGACAUUUAGAUCUAAGCUGCUCAGCGCCCAUGUCAACCAACCCUUGCCAGACACGCUAACCGUGGUGGAGAACACCAUACAAGUUCAAGGCCUGCAUACUUUCAUCAGGAACAAGGACACCCCUCGGGAUGAGUUUAUCUUCUACUCUCAGCGCCUAACAAGAAUCCUUGUCGAAAGCGCACUGGCACUGUUGCCAUUUGAGGACUGUGAAGUGAAUACGCCUCAGAACACCAUCUACAAAGGAAGGAAGUUUACAGGACGAUCAGAAGAUGGUCGUUCAAAGCUCUGCGGCGUUUCUGUACUGAGAGCUGGUGAAGUCAUGGAGCCUGCUUUGUGCGACGUUUGCAAAGAUAUUCGGUUGGGGAAAAUUCUCAUCCAAACAAAUCUUGACACUGAGGAACCAGAGCUCCAUUACCUUCGGCUUCCUAAGGAGAUUGAGAAGGAUCAUGUGAUCCUGAUGGAUGCUACCGUGGCAACAGGAGCGGCGGCCAUGAUGGCAAUCAGGGUACUGCUGGAUCAUGAUGUUCCUCAAGAGAACAUCAUGCUGCUGUCUCUACUCAUGGCAGAAUCGGGCGUUCACACAGUUGCAUAUGCAUUUCCCAAAGUCAAGAUUGUGACGACGGCAGUGGACAAGGAGGUCAACGAAAACUUCCACAUAAUCCCUGGAAUAGGAAACUUUGGUGACAGAUACUUCGGCACAUAGCUCCGGUUUACAUUGGGGAUCUGUCAGGUCAAAGUUCAAACUGAGGGUCAUCAAACUGACAACUGCAGAGUACCAAUGUUUAACAUCCCCACUUUAAUGUUCCAUAUGUCUGAUGGAUUUUGCUUGUGGUUCUCAAAGUGUCAGAUUCAGACCUUUGGCCUUCGUCAGUUUUUGUCCUCUUUUUUACACUUUUAAAGAGUCACCUUUUCUUUGCAAUUUGGUGGGAAUUACAAAAUAUACGAAAAUGUUUGAAAGCACACUUGUUUCAGUGCUUGAUUUUAUUUUCUGAAAUUUAAAGGAACUGUUGUCCAUUUUGUUCCGUUCUAAUAAUUGGAUUAACUCAUUCAUUAAAACUUGACAACCAAAUACAGGCAAAGCGAUGUUUUCUGAGAAAAAAAUUAGUUUGAACAAAGUUGUUACAUUAAUUAUGUGUUUAACACAAAUAAGAGAUUCUGCACAAAGUAGAUACUUGUUUUCAUUCAAAAGUUAAUUUAAUGAAAGAUCAUGGAUAAUUAAUAAAAAUCAGGUACUGAAUUAUAAGAGAAAUAUAAACUGACACUUCCAAAAAUCUAAAAUGUUCACGCAGUUUGUUGAGAAUUGCAAUUCAGUAAUUGGCUUUCUGAGAAGACAGGUAUGUCAUAUCCAAAAAUAGCACUAAUAAUAUUCUGUUUUUAAUAGUCUAAGUCUUUUAUUUUGUAAAUAACACAAAAAUAUUAAAAGAUGCUUUAAACAUACACCUUGCAGUUGACUGUUAUGUGCUGUAAAUAUCUCCAACACCGAAAAGGUUUCAGUUAUUUUUAUCAUGUUGCAGCAAAAAAGGAGGAAAAUAUGCAAAUCCCUGUACAAAGUAAAUGGAGAGUUGCCCCAUUGCCCAGACGUGAGCGUAAUAAAUGGAACAACCUCCAACCACGAGAUUAUAAAA